UCUUUAAUUAGUCAGUGCAAAAAAAAGCAUUUAUCAUUACGAACCGCGCGACUUUGACAAUCUAUUAUUAUUACAAUAGUCGAAAAACAACAACAACAACAAGAAUGCCAUGUUGGUAUUAUGAAAAGAAAGAGAUAAAGAAUUCGCCUUCAUAUCGUGAUGGCAUUGAUUCUACAACAGAAAACCGAUACAGAAGAGAAGGGGCUAGAUUUAUAGUUGAUGCUGGUACAAAGUUAAAGUUACGAUAUGAUACUUGUGCAACAGGGGUGGUGUACUUCCAUAGAUUUUAUAUGUUUCAUUCCUUCAAAGACUUUCCGAGAUACGUUACAGCUUCAUGCUGUCUGUUCCUAGCAGGAAAGGUAGAAGAGACACCAAAAAAGUGCAAAGACAUUAUUAAAAUAUCACAAACAAUUCUAAACCCCAAACAGUUUGCUCAGUUUGGAAGCGAUCCAAGGGAAGAGGUUAUGACACUAGAGAGGAUUCUCCUGCAGACAAUCAAGUUUGACCUUCAGACUGAGCAUCCCUAUGCAUACCUCCUCAAGUAUGCCAAAAUGAUCAAAGCUGAAAAGGAGAAGGUCCAAAAGCUGGUCCAGAUGGCCUGGACCUUCAUCAAUGACAGCCUGUGUACGACACUGUGUCUGCAGUGGGAACCAGAGAUCAUCGCGACCUCUCUGAUGUACCUCGGUACCCGGCUCAACAAGUUUGAGAUCACAGACUGGGAGGGGAAGACAGCAGGGCUCAAGCAGCGCUGGUGGGAAUCCCUCGUAACAGAUCUCUCUGUCGACCUGAUGGAAGAUGUCUGCCACCAAGUGCUGGACCUAUACUCGCCAUCCAAUCAGAGGUUAGCUGACCCUGGCGACUCCCCACCCCCUCCCCCACCCAAUCAGAACGCCUCUCGCACACCAAACUCCCAGUCUGGGGAAAGGAAGAGGUCCCUGCAGUCCACACCAUCUGACCCAGUCACACCAGGGAACCAGUCUGUGAAGUCACUGAAGCAUGAAUCUGGCAAAAAACUAACUCCACAGAAGAGUGAUAAGGGGAGAGAAUCUACUAGAGGAAUCACUCAGCCUCAGCAGUCAGAUACCAGCGGAAAGGCUGGUGGGUUAGGCCCAGACAUGUACGGUAGCAACCCUUCCAACCCCCAGGCAGCCCCACCCACAAGCUACCCUCCCUCCCAGGGCAGCACAGACUACACCCAGUACAAUCCUUACGUGGCCUCGACCCAGUUCCAGGCCUCCUUCAUGUCAGGCGAGGGAGCCCAGAGCAUACAGAACAUCAUGGGUGGCACCCAGACAGCCACAUACGCCCAGGCGGUGUCCCAGAGCUAUCCCACGGGCUACACCCAACCCCCGCCCCCUGUAGCACCUGGAGGUCCCCCGCCCUUAGCAGCCCAACAGUAUGGGAACACCCAGUACCCGCCUGGAUACAACCCAACUCAGUACCCUGCCAGCGCCAUCGCCCCUGGGCCAGUCUCUAAUUCAAACAGACAAGGACAAGGUUUCCAACAACAACAACAACAGUUGCAGCAGGCCAGUGCACAGCCUCAGCAGUUUCAAGGCACGACUUACUCCCAGUUUCCUGGUGGUUAUCAGAACUAUCAGCAGCCUACACCCAGCCCAGGGGGUCAGCAGCAGCAGUUUGGAGCCCAGGGGCAGUAUAGCGCAGCACAGCAAGGGGCCAAUGCUGCCCCACGCCACAGGUCCAACCAGAGGGGCCCGCAGCCUCGACCUUCCUCUGCCCUUGCAACUGUCAGAAUCACUGGAAGGUGAAAUACUGGGACUGGUUUUGGGUGAAAUGUCAGUUCUUAUAAUCAUGUUUCUGUGAAAAUUGUUGACUGAAUCCUGUGUUUGAAGAAUGGGUCAAUAUCAGGUUAUUUGGAUAACUCGUAAAUCUUAUUGGUUUUUACGAAAAGUGAAUAAUUGUGUGCAUGUAUUUUGUAUACACUGUAACACAAAUUUUAUAUAAAAAAUGUGUUCAUAAAAAAAACUGAUAAAGGCGUUUUUUGGUUUUCUUCAGAAGAUUGGGUAUGUAUGUGUCUUACACAUUGCCAAUGUUUGAGAACUGGUAAAGUAAAUGGCAUAAAUAUGAACGAAAGACUGUCUUGGAUUUGUUUUACCAUACUGACAACCUGACCUGCAUAAUAGAAAAAUGCCUUAAAUGUGUUUUCCUGAAAGGCAUUGUGAUUGUCAUUUAAUAGAUUAUCUUUUAAAAUUUCUGAAUAAAUAAAUACAAAGCAA
This is a messenger RNA of Dreissena polymorpha, 2237 nucleotides long. Its product is annotated as cyclin-K-like. The coding region runs from base 105 to 1769 and encodes 554 amino acids. NCBI's taxonomy places the organism in Eukaryota, Metazoa, Mollusca, Bivalvia, Myida, Dreissenidae. Gene Ontology annotation, molecular function: cyclin-dependent protein serine/threonine kinase activator activity. Gene Ontology annotation, biological process: regulation of transcription by RNA polymerase II; positive regulation of DNA-templated transcription, elongation. The record is from RefSeq and is a predicted model, not a curated record. The transcript is spliced from 10 exons. Gene Ontology annotation, cellular component: cyclin/CDK positive transcription elongation factor complex; nucleus.